AUGCACAACGCAGACACUAUAAAAUACCUCGGCCUCUGCCGCACAACUGACGUCACCUUCACUGGCUUCAGCCUCACAACAGACGUCACCUUCACAGGCUUCAGCCUCACAACAGACGUCACCUUCACUGGCUUCAGCCUCACAACAGACGUCACCUUCACUGGCUUCAGCCUCACAACAGACGUCACCUUCACUGGCUUCAGCCUCACAACAGACGUCACCUUCACUGGCUUCAGCCUCACAACAGACGUCACCUUCACUGGCUUCAGCCUCACAACAGACGUCACCUUCACUGGCUUCAGCCUCACAACAGACGUCACCUUCACUGGCUUCAGCCUCACAACAGACGUCACCUUCACUGGCUUCAGCCUCACAACAGACGUCACCUUCACUGGCUUCAGCCUCACAACAGACGUCACCUUCACUGGCUUCAGCCUCACAACAGACGUCACCUUCAAUGGCUUCAGCCUCACAACAGACAGCUUAUCCCUGUGGUGCUUUGAGAAGGGCGACGGGCUGAUAUAA
This is a messenger RNA of Knipowitschia caucasica, 525 nucleotides long. Lineage: Eukaryota; Metazoa; Chordata; Actinopteri; Gobiiformes; Gobiidae. The record is from the annotation of a GenBank genome assembly.